This is a messenger RNA of Cylindrotheca closterium, 627 nucleotides long. The record is from the annotation of a GenBank genome assembly. NCBI's taxonomy places the organism in Eukaryota, Bacillariophyta, Bacillariophyceae, Bacillariales, Bacillariaceae.
AUGAGUCGUCUCUUUAGUAGCCAUAUUAUAUUACUUACUGCGCUGAUAUGUCUGUCCCUGAUAACCUAUACUGUUGCGUUCCAAACGGCACCAAUCAGUCGAUCCCCUGCAAAGCCAUCCACCACGCUCUUUGCCAAGUCAGGAACGAAAAAGAAGAAGCCCAAUGAUGGCACAAUUGCUCGCAAUCGACAAGCUCGGAGGAACUACGAAAUCCUUGAGACGCUUGAAGCUGGGAUUGUUCUGACGGGUACUGAAGUCAAGAGCAUACGCGAUGGAAAAAUGAUCAUUAAUGAAGCCUUUAUCAAAACAUCCUAUGAUGGGAAAUCCUGUACCUUGAUGAAUUGCCAUAUUGGAAAACACACCAUGAGUGGGGAAUACUUCCAACAUGAAGAAAAGCGACCUAGACCAUUGUUACUACACAAGGCACAAGCACUCAAACUGAAGCAAAAGACGGAUCAAAAGGGAUUGACAAUUGUUCCAUUGAAGGCCUACUUCAACAAGGACAAUCGUGUCAAGCUUGAGAUUGCCCUCGUCAAGGGAAAGAAUGUUCGGGACAAACGAGAUGACAUUAAGAAUCGUGAUUUGAAGCGAGAAACUGAUCGCAUCAUCAAGAGCUUUAGAAUAUAA